CACACUUCUGGUCCCGACACAGACUCGGAACUACCACCAUGGUGCUGUCUCCCACCGACAAGACCAACGUGAAGACCGCCUGGGGUCACGUUGGUGGCCACGCUGGCGAGUAUGGCGCAGAGGCCCUAGAGAGGAUGUUCCUGAGCUUCCCCACCACCAAGACCUACUUCCCCCACUUCGACCUGAGCCACGGCUCCGCCCAGGUCAAGGCCCACGGCAAGAAGGUGGGCGAUGCGCUGACCCAGGCCGUGGGACACCUGGACGACCUGCCCGGCGCCUUGUCGGCUCUGAGCGACCUGCACGCCUACAAGCUGCGUGUGGACCCCGUCAACUUCAAGCUCCUGAGCCACUGCCUGCUAGUGACCCUGGCCCUCCACAACCCCCAAGAUUUCACCCCUGCCGUCCACGCCUCCCUGGACAAGUUCUUGAGCAAUGUGAGCACCGUGCUGACCUCCAAAUACCGUUAAGCUGGAGCCACGGCCAUCCCUGCCCCCAGCCCGGGGCCCUUUGCGCUCAGGGCGGGCUCUUCCUGAUCUUUGAAUAAAGUCUGAGUGGGCUGCA
Messenger RNA from Diceros bicornis minor, 561 nucleotides. RefSeq names its product hemoglobin subunit alpha. The coding region runs from base 39 to 467 and encodes 142 amino acids. Gene Ontology annotation, molecular function: oxygen carrier activity; organic acid binding; peroxidase activity. Lineage: Eukaryota; Metazoa; Chordata; Mammalia; Perissodactyla; Rhinocerotidae. Gene Ontology annotation, biological process: hydrogen peroxide catabolic process; oxygen transport. Gene Ontology annotation, cellular component: haptoglobin-hemoglobin complex; blood microparticle; hemoglobin complex. The record is from RefSeq and is a predicted model, not a curated record. The transcript is spliced from 3 exons.